Molecule: messenger RNA, 2533 nt
Organism: Bemisia tabaci
Lineage: Eukaryota; Metazoa; Arthropoda; Insecta; Hemiptera; Aleyrodidae
Source: RefSeq, a predicted model, not a curated record
AAAAUAUUUCCUUAUCAAAAAUGUCCAACCAUAUUUUACAUUUUGGAACGUUUUGUCGUUGUUACUACGGGUCCUAAUUAGAAUAUAAGCGUGUCCUUUUGAUAUUUUAAUUUUCCGCCUACCUAGAAUUCAUCCCAAUUCAAUCGGUGCUUCAAAUCGUAUGAACUGUGACAGCUGACUUGAAGGCAAUGAUAGUUGUUCUCAUUUUUUGUGAUCUCUUUUUUUCUUGCACCUUUUAAUCGGUCCGCCGUGUUCUUCACCUUGAAGGGUUUUGGAGCUAUGCUGUAGUGAGGAAUGAGUGAACUGGCUGUGCUAGAUAAUCUAUCCGAUGCAGCUCGCUACUCCUUUGCGGCUGUCUGUGCCUUGGCUUUGAAUCAUCUUUUUAACAACGAUUGGGACCAACCUUUCAACGAAAAAUGUUUGAAAAAACUGUUGGACUUCUUAAAAUUACCUCAACAAACAUGUGGUACGAUGAUCGAGAUUAUGAACACCGACACAGGCAUGAAAAUAGAGCCGUAUGUAUCACUUUUAAAAGAAGAACCACUUAUUCGAAACAAUCUGGCUGUCUUAAUACACACCCUGAUUGAGCUAGCGGUGGCUGAUGGAAUUCUCACUGGAGUUUAUGAUGCAAGGUGGCGAGUGCUGGUGAAGUAUGUCUCAGAAAACUUCGAUCUCGAUGAUGAUUAUGUUGAUUCUGUGGAGUGUACGAUAGUCUACUAUUUAAAGCAAGAUCAUGUUCGAUCAAAAGAAGAAAUUCAAGGAGCUAAAUCCCGAGAGAGGAUGACUAAAGUUAAGCGUUACGCUAUGAUAGGCCUGGCCGGGAUUGGAGGUGGUGCCUUGAUAGGUGUAACUGGAGGCCUAGCUGCACCAUUCAUUGGUGCUGGUCUAGGAACAGUGAUAGGCACAUCAGCAGCCCUAACAGCAUUAGGUUCAGCUGCAGGAGCAGCCGUUGUGGGAUCACUUUUCGGUGUAGCAGGUGCUGGUUUGACCAGUUUCAAAAUGCACAAGCGAGUUGGCGACAUCGAAGAAUUUGAAUUCAAGUACCUCACUAAUAACCAGCAACUUAGAAGCCUCCAAAACGUACCCAGCGGAUCAAAAGAAAGCAUCUUGAGCACUGACAUGGAGAGUCAGUUACACAUUACGAUCGCAAUCACCGGCUGGCUCAAGGAUGAGGCCGAAGACAAUUUUUCCCGCCCUUGGGCGCACCUCCUCAACUCUCGAGAACAGUAUUACUUGAAAUACGAGAGUUCGUACCUACUUGAACUCGGUAAAGCUAUGGAGUAUUUUCUCACAAUGGCAAUUACAGCUGCAACGCAAGAAGCACUCAAGUACACAAUUUUGUCAGGUAUAAUGAGCGCGAUUGCGUGGCCUGCUGGGUUAAUUGGAUUAUCCUCAAUCAUAGAUAAUCCUUGGGGUGUUUGCUGCCGAAGAUCAGCCCAGGUCGGAAAACAACUGGCAGAAAUCCUUUUGUCAAGGACCCACGGGUUCAGACCUAUUACACUUGUUGGUUAUAGCUUAGGAGCUCGAGUUAUAUACUAUUGUCUGAGAGAGAUGUCUGAGCGUGGUAAUUGUGAAGGCAUUGUGCAGGAUGCGUACUUGAUCGGAGCACCUUGCACAGCUAACAGUACAGAUUGGGCAAAACUUCGGCGAGUGGUGGCGGGUAAAUUGGUCAACGGGUAUUCUCGCAGUGAUUGGCUUUUGCGGUUUUUAUACAGGACCCUGUCUCUGUCUCGCAGAGGUGUUGCUGGUCUCCAGCCAAUAAAAUUGGAAGACAGACGAAUGCAUAAUGUAGACCUGACGAAAAUCGUAGGAGGGCAUUUUGAAUACCCAGAUAAAAUAGUCGAAAUCCUGAUGGAAGUUGGUGUGAAAACAUCUAGUAAUUUAAAAACAAUAAAGAAAUCGGUCUCAGCACCAGCUUCGCCUGGAAGACCCCUUAUGAGUAGUUUAUCGCAAUCUCAGUCUGAUAGUAUCUUAGCGCUCCAAAGUAAAGUCUCGAUCAGUGAUAGUGAAACGAAUGUCAACUGCAAUAUUUCUCGAGAUGAUAGCACGAACAGUACAAGUAGCUGUUACGAAGCCACAGAGGUGUCUAAAUGACAGUGGAUGGAUUUUAGUAACCCAGCUCUGCUUUGUCUCUUUCUCUUGAGCCAUUUGUUAAUCAUCAGUGAGAAUUAAUGCUCUUAAUCAGAUGGUUUGUUCACCAAGUCCACUGCGCAACUCAAAUUCAGUGAGAAUCAUGCCGUAUUAUUUUUUUAUUCACUCACGCCGAUUUGUAUCGCUUGUGUUGUUGUUCGUCAAUCACAAUUGCAGAAUUAACUAUAUUAUUUUAAUAUUUAAUAUUCCUUUUUUCUUUUUAACCUUUAACAAAUAUGCUUACAACCGAUCAGUCAAAAUAAUAUUAUAGUCUUGCCAUCUUGCUCGCCUGCACCAUUUCCCUCAUUAUUAUUCAUUUAUUGCUUUUCUGUUAAACCAUCAUGCCUGAUGCUUAAAACACUAGCAUUUGCACCCUAUUUUCCAAAAAUUAAGUCAAAGAAAA